Molecule: messenger RNA, 7531 nt
Organism: Labeo rohita (rohu)
Lineage: Eukaryota; Metazoa; Chordata; Actinopteri; Cypriniformes; Cyprinidae
Exons: 17
Coding region: 107-2833 (908 amino acids)
Cellular component (GO): nucleoplasm; nucleus
Molecular function (GO): ATP hydrolysis activity; zinc ion binding
Source: RefSeq, a predicted model, not a curated record
GUCACACACAAUCACACAUACACAGACACACACACGCAGACAGACACUGAAGGAGGAAGAAUGAACCAUCUGCGUCUCUUCUCAUCUGACGUGUGUUUUAACCCUCAUGAUGGCGAGACUGAGCGAACACGGGAUCCGGCUGAGCUCUAUGAGCCCGUCGUACCUGGAGAGCAACUCCACCAGUCACACAUGGCCCUUCAGUGCGGUCGCGGAACUCAUCGAUAAUGCAUCUGACCCGGGCGUCACAGCCAAGAACAUCUGGAUCGAUGUUGUGACGGUCAGAGAUCAGUUGUGCCUCAGUUUUAUGGACAACGGGAGUGGUAUGACGCCUAACAAACUGCACAAAAUGCUCAGCUUUGGAUUCACAGAGAAAGGCUCCAGUAAAAGCAGUCAUCAACCUAUUGGUGUAUACGGAAACGGGUUUAAAUCAGGUUCAAUGCGCCUGGGCCGAGAUGCUCUGAUCUUCACAAAAAAUGGCGGCUGUCAGAGCGUGGGCAUGUUGUCUCAAAGCUUCUUACAGGCUAUUAAAGCACAGGCUGUGAUCGUACCCAUCGCACCGUUCAACCAGCAGACCAAGACGCUGGUGGUAACAGAGGAUUCAGAGGCGAGUCUGAGAGCCAUCCUGAAAUAUUCUCUCUUCCAGAGCGUUUCUGAGUUACAAGAGCAGUUGGACACCAUUCAGGGCAAAAAAGGAACCAAGAUAAUCAUCUGGAACAUCCGCAGAAAUAAGGAUGGAAAGCCGGAGUUUGACUUUGACACGGAUGCAGAGGACAUCCGUCUGCCGGAGAUCCAAUCGGAGGAGACACAGGGAAAAUGGAGGAGAGAUUAUUACAAGCACCGCAGAGACAGUAACAGUGUCCCUGAGAUGGAGUUUUCUCUCAGAGCGUAUCUCAGUAUCCUUUACCUGAAGCCCAGGAUUCAGAUCAUUUUGAGACAGAAGAAAGUUCAGACUAAGCUGAUUGCCAAGAGUCUGUCCAUGAUCGAGAACGACGUCUAUAAACCCCAGUUUAUCAAUGAGAGAGUGAAGAUAACUUUUGGAUUCAAUCGAAAAAAUAAGGAGCACUUUGGAAUUAUGAUGUACCAUAAAAACAGACUGAUAAAGGCCCAUGAGAAAGUUGGCUGCCAAAUCAAGUCAUCAGGUCAAAGGUCAGGUGUGGGAGUCAUCGGAGUGAUCGAGUGUAACUUCCUCAAGCCUGCUCAUAACAAGCAGGAUUUUGAGUACACCAAAGAGUACAGGUACUUACACCUAGCUGCUCUUGGUCUCAAACUGAAUGACUACUGGCGUGAAAAGAAAGAAAAGAAAGCAAAAGAGAGAGCGUUUCAAGCUUUGGAGAGGAAAAGCAAAGAAGGAGAUACUGAGGAAACAGAGGAAGAGGAUGAUGGAGAGGAAGAGGAGGAGGAAGAAGAAGAAGUGGAUGUGACGUGGAUCCAGUGUGAGGACUGUUUGAAAUGGAGAGGAAUCAGCACUCUCCUGUUUGCUGGAAACAUUCCUGAUCCGUUCAAAUGCUGCAUGCACCCAAUACCACGUUUACGGAGCUGUUUGUUACCAGAGGAUACUGAGGAAAAUGCUGAAGUCACAACACCCAGCUAUGAAAAAACACUCAAAAAACAGGAACAUGCCUCAAUCAAGAGAAGAGGAAGAUCUCUGGAGAUGAGUAAAAGCCCAGUGCGUCCUCUCUGUCGAGGACUAUCUGAACCUGCAUCAGAGAGCAAACAGGAUGAGGUCACCGUUACCAUGAUGACAGAUACACAAGAUACAGAUGAGGAUGAAGUCAGCGCCACUGUCAUUGAAGAAGAAGAGUCUUCGCCUUCCCCGAGAAAAAAAAGGAAAGAAACAUGUUCAGACACUGAAAAGGACAGUAAUUCCCCAAACCAUUCUGAAGCUCCAGACGUCCCAUCUGAGGGAGAGACAGAAACAACGGACAAAACGCAUGAAGAAUCAGAAACAAACACCAACACAUCACCGACGGCAGAUAUGGUGGCUCAGGAGGACAGUAUUCAGCCAGAGACCACUGUACUUGAGAGCCCUGUUGAGCCCCAGGUGCCUCAGGGGCCGCAGAUGCCCAAAGAUCAGCCCAGGAUCCCCCCUCAUCCGCUCUCACCACACUCCUCCACAACCAUGACUCAGACGGUAGUCGUCACGCCUCUCAGCCGGCCAGGAUUUCAGCCCGUGUCACCAUUACCAACAGACAGUUCAGACCGUGCAGCUCUUAAUCAGAGACUCGCUCAGCUGGAGCGGGAAGCCAAGCGGCUAAAAAGAAUCCUGGGAAUCCGUGAGCCGGAGGUUGCCAUGGUGACAGAGGCGGAAGGGGGCGGGCCUUCUGAUGUCACCUUGGGUGAUUCAGUGUCCUGUGACCAAAAUGCGGAAAGAUUGAACCCAAUGUCAAACGAGUCUAGGAGAGAGGAACUAUCUAUUUGUCAGAAAUCAGAGGAACAGGCCAACAGGCCUCCAUCAAGUUCGUCCCCCAUCCAGCAGGAGGCAGAAACGAGUCCAAGAGACGAGCUGUACUGGAGUAAGACCUUAGCCAAACUCCAGAGCGAGAACCAGACGCUGUUAACUGAUCUGAACGAGCUGAGAACAGAGAGAGACCAACUGCUGAACCGAGUGAGACAGACAGAGAGAGACACACAAGACAGGAGAGACCAGAGCACCAACACACCCAACCACACUUACAAUAGCAGUGUGACGCUGGAGAGGUUGCGGUCUGUCCGUCGGAAUGUGGUUGCAUUAUUGUCUUCCAUCCUCCCGAACCUGGAUAUGCAGGGAAUCAGCUAUGACACAAAUGAUGUUGACAGCAUCCUACAGCAGAUCAUACAGGCCAACAACCUGUGAUUUUUCUACUGGAUUACAGAGCAUUGGCUGCCUUAUAAUUCAUUUGAAACCUAACAGAAGGCAGAGGUUUAAAGGACAGAUUGGCCACUGCUAAAUCGGUGCAUGGAGAAAAACAGCAUUAAAAGGUCUUUUUUUAUAUAUAUAUAUAAACAUAACUUAUAUUGCAGGUUGAAGCUACUGUACAUUUCACACAUUCAAAUAAUUCUUCUUCAAGCUCGCAUACAUAACUUGGAUUGUGCAUGCAUUGAUCUGACCAGAACGCUCGCUGUUUCUUCAGCGCUGCAAGUUAAACUACUUUCACAAUCGUGUCACGAACAUUUGAGGUUUCACACAGACACUUCAUGGCUUUUUAUCUCAGCUGCAUUGCUCUUCUAGUGCUUAAAUGCAUGCAUCUGCAGGCAGCUUUUUGAUUAUAUUUAAACUUGCUGUUUUUAAAGGAAUACUUCAUCUCAAAAAUAAAUAUUGCUUCAUUUACUCACCCUCAGGACAUCAAAGAUGUAGACGAGUUUGUUUGUUCAUGAGAACAGAUUUGGAGAAAUGUAGAAUUAUCAGUUGCUCACCAACGGAUCCUUUGCAGUGAAUGGGUGCCGUCAGAAUGAGAGUCAGAACAGCUGACAAUAAACAUCACAAUAAUCCACAAGUAAUAUUAUGGAGAGAGAACUAGGGCCCUAUGAAAUCAGUUUAAUUUUUUUCCAAUUUUUUUUCCAUUUAUUUUUUUUGGAUUGGUUGUAAUUUUCCAGACUCUGUUUUAAUGGUCGAAGUAAAAAAUAUAAACUGAAAAGCAUAUUUAAUUAAUAUCUAGUUCCAAUUAAUGUCUAAUUAAUUGGAAUCAUGAAACCUACACAAUUUAACAGCAAUUUAUUAUUAGUAGUAUUACUAUCAUUUACAUUACAUAAUAUAUUUCUGUUACAGUUUCUUCAAGUUAAACCGAACUUUUAUUUUGACGGGUUGCUGUGAAGACCUUUAAGAUUCUGUUUGUAAAUAAUAUGACGAUAGUUUCUCACAAAAAGUUAGAGAUUAUGUUUAUGCCUUCAUGUUAGGGCUGCACGACUUGGGAAAAUUUUGAUAUUGCGAUUAUUGAGGUUAAUGCGAUAUGCAAUUGCGAUUAUAAUAAAUGGUAUAGUGAGUCAACUUGAUGGGUUUUUAAGGAAAAUGCACACACAGACCAGUGAUAAUGCUGAAAUGUGUAUUUGUAAAACUAGAAAUGCUUUCAAAAUAAAUUAUUUUUACAAAAUGAAAUAGCAUUUGCAUAAUUAACUUAUUUUCUCAAAAGUAUAGCUAAAUUAAAUAAACAAAAAACAAAAAUAAGAUAUUUUAAACAUGGGGGGGGUCUAUAAAGUAUGUAAGAUGAUACAUUUUACAUGCUAGUCUACAUUUUAAUAUAAAAACAAUUUUAAUAGUAUAGUUAUUAGUUAUAAUUUUUUUGUUAACUUUAUAAAUGAGUCCGUUUAUAAAUGUCUGAAAUGUUCUAAAUGAGUCCGAGCUUAAUUUUCACGUCAUAGUUAAGAGGGGUCGGGCUUCGGGCCUGUUUUAGGCUUCUCCUUAUUUUUUUUAUUACAUUAUUACAUACAGCAAUUAUGGUGAUGAAAAUGAGGCAUUAGAAAGUGUUUCAUGUUUGUUUUCUUUAUUUAAAUAAAGCACCGUUUGCAACGUUUUGUAGGUAUUGUGAGUGCACACAAAUAAAAGUAGACCCUUAACAGUUCUGAAUGAUGUAUUACUUUUACCUUUAUGAGUAAAAAUGACAGCAUAUUUUAAAUUGUUUCCUAAUAGCCUGCUAGCACACAUUUAUCUAAGUUUAACGUUGAAACUAACAUUGCACUGUAAAAAAUUACCGUGUAUUUAACGAUAAAAAUGCUACAGUAAAAACCUGUUAAAUGGUUAACGGUAAAAGGCUGUAAAAUUUACAGUGAACAGUGAAAUGUCAGUGAAAUUGACAUUCCUAGAAUUCCCUGUGUUACAUUUUUGUUUUUAAAUUUGAUGGGGUUUUUUUGUUUAAAUAACCCUUUCUUCUUAGUGUUUUCUUAGCUGUUUUGUACAUUAGGGUUCUCUGUUACAUCUAAUGUUGUAAAAUUAAUGUUUAUGCAUUAUUUCAGUUUCAUGUGUGUUACCAUGAUGGUGUUUAGUGUUUGUGUGAAUGACACUUUGCACCUUCUAUAUGUUAAUAUUUAAAAGCUGUUUGUAAUGAGCUGUGGUUCAUCAUUUGACUUUCUCAUCACCACCUGUUUUUGGUGGUUAUCAGUGUAUUACAAAGGUACAAAACAGAUUUCAGUACUUCAGUAGGUUGGUACAUUAACAUUAUAUCAGUUAAUGACAUUACGGUAUUUCCCUGUAAAUUUAAGUGAAAACUGUAAAACAUAAAAUGUUGCUACCGUAUUUUUUACGGUAAAAUUCCGGCAACCACAUCUGCCGUUUUUUUUACCGUAAAUUUUACGGAAUAUUUUUUACAGUGUGUUUUAUACUGUUUAUACUCUUUUAGGCUUAUAUCUAUAGAUUUUAUGUUAGGCAAGUCGUGAUAAUUUGAGAAGGCAAAAUUUAUCAAACAGACUGUGUCUGCUAUAUGCUAAAUAAAAUCACUUUGCCAUUACAUGUAGCUAGUAUAAGCUGUUUUGGGAGAAGGGGGGAAAAAGACGGGCUCGGGUCGAACUCGGGCCGAUAAUUCUGAUAAGCUGUCAGACAAGGGCCGGGCUAGGGCAUAUAUAUGAGGCCCGUGCAGGGCUUUUAUAAACAUUUAUCCCAGUACUUUAGUUAAUGUUUGCAACUCAGAAAUGUAGCCUAUUCCGUGUAUUCUGCUCGUGAAGCUUGUUCAAACAUAAAUCUUAACUUACAUGACCAGAGCUCUCUCUGGAUCAGCGGUUGCGCGAAAGCAGGUUUAAAUAUUCGAUGUGAUUGCGAUUUCAAAGGUUUUAUAGACGUGGCGAAAUUAUCAUCAUAUAGCAAUAAGAUUACGUGUCUUUGAAUCGAGAUCGCAAUCUUUUAAUGAUUGAUCCAUAUGAAUCUAUAGCCUAUGUAUUUUUGUAUGUAAUAAUUUGUACUAGACCUCAAAAGUUACCCGGGCCCAGGCCCGGGCGCCCCCCCCCCCGGUUCCGCAAUCCAUGAACAUCAGUAUGUGUAGUACACGAAAUAGCGCAUAUGCGCCAUUCGUUCACACAGAACAUCCAGGAUUCCUAUUUAAAUAGUAUUUCUCUGGCUUAAUAUUCAUAGACACUAGUCCAUAUCGUGUUUUCACUUCAGUGUACUGAUAUACCUUUGAUUUAUUCAUCCAAAGUUUGGCAAAUUCUGUAACAACCCGCGUUAUACAGCAAAUCCUCGAUUUUGCAGGCGUUUUCAACCAUUUAAAGUUAAAUAUGUCUUGAUGAUUUAGUUUUUUACAGACAUGCAGCUUUCACAAGAUGUUAAAUACUGGACUUUGAGUUGUGAUGUUUUUAUCAGCUGUUCAGACUCUCGUUCUGACGGCACCCAUUCACUGCAAAGGAUCCAUUGGUAAGCAAGUGAUGUAAUGCUACAUUUCUACAAAUCUACUAAACAAGCUCAUUUACAUCUUGGAUAGCCUGAAGGUGAGUAGAUGUUAAGCAAAUUUUAAUUUUUGGUUGAACUAUUCCUUUAAGAGUGUUUAAUACAAAGAUUUUUUAGUAUUAUUAUUUUUCUAUAAUUAUUAAUUUUCUAUAAUCUUUUUUUAAACAACUUAAUCCAUAAAUUUAACCACUGAUGGUCUAAUUUUGCAAACGAUACUAAUACUUUCACCUUGAGUCAUUUUUCCUUUGUUAAUUACAUAAUAAAAGUCAUCAGUGCUUUAUUUUGGAAGAGGUUUCUUGGCACAUUUCUUUUAGUCAUGACUGCAACGUUUGUUGUGCUUUGGAUAACUGUACAGAAUGUGCAUAAAAGAGUAAAUAAGCUCAGAUUUUCCAUAACUUGAUCUUUAUUACAUAAUAUUACACAAUACUGCUUUCAUGACAAUAGGUUUUAAAACAACUUUUAAAUGAGUGGACAUCAGGUGAUAACUGCAGGUCACAGACAGAAGCCUACAGAAAUAGAAACUCUCCAGCAAGAGAAUAACAGAUAAAGAUUCACUCCUUUCACAAAAUACAGAUGAAAGUGGAAACAGUGUUUAACAGAGUUAAUUAGAAACACAGUGAAGUGAAGCCAGUUAUUUUCACAGUUAGACAGAGGUCACGUGGCAGGAGCGGGAGAUUCGUUCACAUUCAGAUUCAAAUGACAAAAGUGCGGUUCAUAGCGGAGAUGAACUGAUGUUUUAAAUCUAUGUAUCCACUUUUAAAAACAUCUGCCAUAUUUUAAUGCUGCAUUAGUGAUUUAAAAUCUCAUUUCUACUGGUUCAAAUGUCGUCUUCUGAAUUCUGCCCUAUUUAAAUCACGUUUUAAAGCUUUUUAAACAUUAAUACUGAAGUCUUUCAGGAUUUAAAUCCUGAACAGGCUUAAUUUAAAGCUAAUUUACUUACGUACAAAAAGCAACUGUUAAAAAUCACAAAUAUAGAAUAGAAAUCAAUUACAGGUGACGGGACGAACAAAAGCAGAGCGAUACAUGACUGAAAACAAACAUUGCAAACAAUCUGACGUUAAAAUUUCUGAUAUUAUAAUGUGAUAUGCAACUAUUUACACGUUAAGCAGCUCAACUACAUCUGAUUAAAUGCAAGCAUCCAGACUCUUUCAGUCAUAUGAUUAAAGAUCAAGAUGAAAAGGCCAA